GUACACAAUUUUCACAGUUGUGCGCUUCAUUUCAUUUAACAGCGAGAAUGGAUAUGCUUCAAAGUGCCUACGGCGUGCAGGUCUUCGGGUUUGUGGCUGAUGUUGUUGCCAUUGCUACAGUUGGCUGGUUGCGGACAUAUAGCAGUAGAAUAGGAUUAUUUAAGAUUUGCUCCGCCUUCUCAUGUUACCAAGUUGAAUUUUCUGGCAAAUUGUCGACCAUGAGGGGUGCGGUCUGUCUUGGUUUCAUACUACUAUUAAUCUCUGUCAUUAUGGCAAGUGUGUACAUAUUCAAACAAAAUGUGAGAGGUUAUAAAAAGUACCGAUGGGCAGUGGCAAUAAUGGUGCUUUUAGGAGGUAUAUUUGGAUUUGUCGGUCCACUUUUUGGCAUCGGGAAUUACGGCUUUACUCCAAGCUAUUCAUUAUACAUAGCUUUAUUGGCGGGAAUCCUGUCUAUAGUUGCUGGUAGUUUGCACAUAGUUGCGGUUAAAAGAACUGUCUUCGAAUGAGGAAAUUUCCAAUUCCAAGGUGCCAAACCAUGUACAACGAUUUUUCCCGUUUAAUUUGCACUAUUAAAAAAAAAUUGUAAAGAAAAUUAAUUUUUUUCAAAUUUUAUUUUGUUUGAAAAUAAACGAUUUCAUGUUUA
This is a messenger RNA of Octopus bimaculoides (California two-spot octopus), 643 nucleotides long. RefSeq lists its product as uncharacterized. The record is from RefSeq and is a predicted model, not a curated record. Lineage: Eukaryota; Metazoa; Mollusca; Cephalopoda; Octopoda; Octopodidae.